Messenger RNA from Silurus meridionalis, 837 nucleotides. It is a transcript of the gene lamtor2, whose product is annotated as late endosomal/lysosomal adaptor, MAPK and MTOR activator 2. The record is from RefSeq and is a predicted model, not a curated record. The transcript is spliced from 4 exons. Bases 204 to 581 code for a protein of 125 amino acids. Gene Ontology annotation, biological process: cellular response to amino acid stimulus; positive regulation of TOR signaling. Gene Ontology annotation, molecular function: molecular adaptor activity; guanyl-nucleotide exchange factor activity. Gene Ontology annotation, cellular component: Ragulator complex. NCBI's taxonomy places the organism in Eukaryota, Metazoa, Chordata, Actinopteri, Siluriformes, Siluridae.
GCGCCACGGUACAAGCAUCCAACGCAUGCGCGUUCAAGUCCAUGCUGUCUCUUUAAACUACAAUUCCCAUUAUUCUCGUCCUGUUUGCGGAAGUCAGUGUCAGCUGAUGCCCAUGCAGCUUAGUGUUGUAACGAAAAUACAGUGUGGACGGAUUUCUUUUUGUUUUCUUUUUGUCACUCGUUUUUUCCUUUACAACACAGAUCAUGUUACGCCCUAAAGCAUUAACGCAGGUCCUCAGCCAGGCGAACACAAACGGAGUACAGAGCACACUAUUGCUGAACAACGAAGGCUCUCUGUUGGCUUAUUCGGGUUACGGGGACACAGAUGCUCGGGUCACAGCUGCCAUCGCCAGCAACAUCUGGGCCGCUUAUGACAAGAACGGCCAUCAGGCUUUCAACGAGGACAAACUGAAGUUUAUUCUAAUGGACUGCAUGGAAGGCAGAGUGGCCAUUACACGGGUCGCAAACCUACUGCUGUGCAUGUACGCUAAAGAGACCGUGGGCUUCGGGAUGCUGAAAGCCAAGGCCGAGGCUCUGGUGGAGUAUCUUCAGGAACCACUGACGCAGGUGGCGGCUUCGUAGAUCCCCAAAUCUGUAACCUUUUUUUUUUUUUUUUUUUUUUUUUAAACAACAAACUUUAUUCAAGCUUUAUUUAUUUACUCUGAUGAUCAUCCUGAUCUUUAUAACAGAUUUAUUGUACAAGUGCUUAUUAAUCAUAAUCCACUGUCGGUUUUCUCUUCCCUUCAGCUUGUUUUUUGUUGUUGCACCUAUGUGAUUAACUUAUAAAGCAGCCAAUAUUCGUUUAAAAAUAAAAAAAUAAAUAAAUGUGCUUUUUGUA